AUGGCGGCGCUAAGCGGCUGCUCUAGCGGGUACACGACCGAGUCCAACGGCAAUGGCCCUGAAACUCCAUUGGAAAGCCCGUACUCGGUGGACGGGCCAUCUCCAUGGUCGGAGGAGGAAUUCGAUUCGUACACAUCAGAGGAGACGGCACAACCGAUCAAGACCGACUCCGAUGACAAGACGCCGCCGGAGUACUCUGACGAUGACAUCAACGAUGAUUCCUUCUACGAGGGCGAGCCGAAAGAUGAGGCCGAGUGGGAGGAGGAUGAAUGCUCCGAUGAGCGCGAGCGGGAGAAGAACAGGGACCAACCGCCGCAGAGCCCAUUCUCUUACUAUGGGGUGUCGUCGGACUCGAACAAGGCAGACAACGAGGCCGACGAUGUCGACGAGGCUGACGACGACGACGAAGAGGAAGUCUCGUUAGCACCCCUGAAGAAGGUUGCUCAGGAAGAAGACGAUGGAGCCCCCCACAAGAAGCGUGUCCGGCAGGAAGAUGAUGGAGCACAGAAGAACGAUGCGGCCGCCAUUAAGAAGAAUAAGUAG
Messenger RNA from Lolium perenne, 543 nucleotides. The record is from RefSeq and is a predicted model, not a curated record. Lineage: Eukaryota; Viridiplantae; Streptophyta; Magnoliopsida; Poales; Poaceae.